UUAAACUGUUGUGAGCGUUAGGGGGAGAUAGAGUGCACCAAGCGUUCGGUACGACAGGUAGUUGCACACAGUGGGAAAGUGGAAUCAGAAGCAUACUUAAGUCUCCACGCAUCAGUCACAAUUUCGAUUAGAUUUUUUUUUUAAUACCAAUAAUUCACCAAACGAACGGAAGGGAACAAGAAAAAGCAGUUUAUUAAAACAGUCUGGGAUGAAAUGAGGCUCAAGAAUGGUGCACUAAGACUUCUGACAGUCAUAGUUUUGGGAACUUUACUUUCUUUUUCCUGGUGGUAUACAGUACUCAACGUGAGAGAUAUUGGGGAGGAGGAGGAGGUGCAGUCUCAAUUUCUAGAUCUGCAGAGGAGGCUGCAAAUAGCAGAGGCAGUGAAUCAGAGAGUGUCGCAGGACCUCACCAGUGUUCUGGAAAGCAUCAAACACAUCAUUGCUGAGAAGAGGAGUGCCACUCGCAACCAGACCAAAGAGACCAAGAAAGAUGUCAACAUCACUGGAAACCAUAAAUAUCAUGUAUUGAAUGCCUACUACUACCUGCCUCACCUGGCUCAAAGUGAAAACAGCUUGCGUCCAAAUGUUGCCAUUGGACAAGGGAGAACUAAUGUCUCCCUGGUGCUGGGUAUCCCCACUGUGAAGAGGGAGAAGCAGAACUACCUUAUGGACACGCUGAACUCCCUUUUAUACGAGCUGUCCCAGGAGGAGAGGAGCGAUUGUAUAAUCAUCGUCUUCAUUGCCGAGACAGAUGUGCAGUAUGUUGAUAGCUUAGCAGCCGAUAUAAAAAAGAGCUUCCCCAGUGAGGUACAGUCUGGACUCCUGGAGGUGGUCUCCCCUUCCCCUGGCUUCUACCCCAGUUUCACAGACUUGAAGGAGACAUUUGGGGACACACGAGAAAGAGUAAAGUGGAGAACCAAACAGAACUUGGAUUACAGCUUCCUGAUGCUGUAUGCCCAGGACAAAGGAAGGUUUUAUGUUCAGCUUGAAGAUGAUAUUAUAGCAAGGACUGGCUAUUUUCAAACUAUGAAGAAUGUUGCGCUACAGAAAACAUCGGUGGAGUGGAUGGUUAUGGAGUUUUCACAACUUGGCUUUAUUGGCAAAAUGUUCAAUACUUAUGACCUUCCUCUGAUUGUGGAGUUUAUUUUGAUGUUCUACAAAGACAAGCCUAUCGACUGGUUGCUGGACCAUAUCCUGUGGGUGAAGGCCUGCCAUCCAGAAAAAGAUGCUAAACACUGUGACAGGCAGAAGAGCAGUUUGAGAAUUCGCUACAAGCCAUCUCUGUUUCAACAUGUGGGCACGCACUCCUCGCUGCCUGGAAAAAUUCAGAACCUGAAAGAUAAGGAUUUUGGUAAACAGAUACUGCACAAGGCCCACACCAACCCAUCUGCUGACAUCACCACGAGUCUGACAGCCUAUCAGCAAUUCUCGAUCGAGAAAGCCUACUAUGGGGAGAAUUUCUUCUGGGCUCUCCAACCAGUUUCCGGGGACCACAUCACGAUCUCCUUCCACCCGCCUGUAACAGUAAAAAGUUACCUCUUUCGAAGUGGAAAUAUAGAACACCCAGGAGACAAGUUGUUCAAUACAAGUGUGGAAGUGCAGCCAGCGAACAAAUUACUGCUGGAGAACAUGAAUGAAGGACUGUUGGCCAAAUAUGAACAAACCAAAGAUGGCUAUGUAAGAAUAGGUGCCUUUGUGAAUGGAGUGGCUGAAGGUGAGGUCCCUCCUUUUAUGGAGAAAGUCACAGCCGUUCGCUUGUUUAUCCACUCCAAUUCCCCUGUCUGGGUGCUUCUGAGUGAGAUAUUCAUCAAGACAGACUUGUGAGAAUGGGACAUAGUGUAAGAAAACUACAGCUUCUGGAGUGCCUUUGGUAUAACACCUAAUUCAAAGAAGAAACUGUUAUAGCAACGUCGCCAUCUAGUGGCGAAGCACUUGAGAAGCAUUGAGACACUGUUGAGCACCACUCUACAGUCUGCAGCUCAAGAGUGAGAUCAAAAUGAAAAACUUGAAGGUGGAAAUAAAGCUACCAAUGUAAAAUCCAGUUUGUGAAGGAAGAACAUGAAAAAAUGUAGCAUUUUUAUCCAGAAAUGGCAUAAACUGUUUUAAAUUGCUGUAUAAUUGGGCACUGUGCAAGUAAUAUAAUAUAUCAUACAGUCAGCACUUACAUAUCCUACCCGAUAAAAUUUUGACUUCAAUGAUGGUUAAACGCGUGUGACGCAUAUCUGAUUGUUUAUUUCAUUUUGGCCGGUUUCAGGGAACACUAAAAAUAUACAAUAUCAAAAGUACAUAUCUGAAAGGACUGUAUUUUAAAACAUAAACAUCUGAACAACCGAGUCUAAGGCUGUUCACAAUCAACACAGAUAGUGCGCUUCUCCUCGUCGCCUUUCUGCACAGGGCACAGCUGUCCAAAGUUUUAUUUUUAUUGCACUUGCCAACCUGGCAUUGGCGUCUCUUGCAGCGGGAUUGCCAGCUUCAGCUGUGGGUACACGCUUGGCAGUCCUUGGUAAAUUCUUCUCUGUGCAUUCUUUGUAAAGUACCCAGGAGUUGAUGGCUGCUAGGUCCAAUACCUUUUAAAACACCUGAACAGACCACCGUCGGGAGCCAGCUUUCACAGAAUACUUCCGUGCCAUCUGAUCCAAAACAUCAACUCCAUAUUUUGUUGCGUGUUUAAAACUCCACGGUCUCUGGUAUUUAUUUUCACUAGUCCUGAUGAUGCUAAUUGACUGACCAAAGCAGCGCAGCUGGCAAGCAGGUGCCAGCCUUCAAAAGGCUGUUUGAAAAACAAUAGACUGUCAGUCAUUCAUUCAGGCAGAGAGUAGAGACUAAUCUGAUUACAGCUAAACACACUGCAGACUGGUAAAUAAAAAUAAUAAAGUAGAAUACCGUUCUGUAUAAUCAAAAUACAAUUGUUUUCUGUGUGGCCGUCAAUGUUACUGGUCCCGGAGCUUUUAGAUAUAAUGUAAUAUAUCUCCUUUAUUUCUGCACUCCUGCGUUUCAUGCUUUGUGAGAAUAUUUAAUACAUACGGACAGAAAGAUACACGAACGCACAGCCCCAUAUGUGUUACACGACUGGAGAAAAUUACAUUUUAAAACCAAAAACCGCCAAAAUGACUGCUGCGAGGCUUCUAGUGUUAAUAACAGUCAAAGUUGUUAUAAUAGUGGAAAACACUAGUAGAGGCUUUGAGUAAAUUGUUGAUGCUCAUAACAAACCGAUAUAUAUUGUAACUCCUGAAUGUGUCUAAGACUUUUGCACAGUAGUGUAUAAUGGAAAUUUUAUUCUUAAUACAAGGGCGGUAAAAGGCGACUGAACAUGUAUCUGGGUAACGGAUAUCCAAGUGCUGAUUGUAGUACAGUAUGGUGUAAUUGGAGCUACGGCAGGAUAUCUAUAAGAAUUAUUGCACAAACAGCAUACAUACCCAAAAUGUUUAACACAUUUGUUUUUACACGAUACAGUAAUAGGUCUUCCACUUUAACUUAUUAUGGACAUUCUUAACACAACCACUUUUCUUCUUAUCAUCUUUUGAGUUUUUAAUCCCAGAUGUUUGCCUUCUCCUGAUCUGCCUUGCUUAAAGAUUAAUUAGCUUAGUGUCAUUUUAAUUUUUUUUUUAUUUUAAUGGUGUUUGUUUUAUGGAGUGGAUUUCUAAGUUCUGGCUGAACAGCCUUCCCCAUUCUGUUCAAAUCAUGUGACAUUAUGACCUUUCAACCCUACCAGCCCCACCUAUAGUCAGAGAGCAGACUGGGGAUAUCCUCUGGCAUUUCUCCAGUGUCUAAUUCACCUGGCUAAGUUAAGUGCCUGUCCGAUACAUCUAAGGAAAGCAUGAUGUAAUAUUAAAAAGAAAAAGAUAAAUGCAUUAUUUUUACUUAACAAAAAAGCUAUCUUGUGAAGUAUUACUGAAAUGAAAAUGAAAAAAUAGGUGUGUUACACUGAAAUAAGAUGUUUGUCAUUUGUAAUUCAUGUUGAUCUUCUGUACAAACCAGAAGCUCACAGUAGUUCAAAUUCAGAAUAAAUAAGAAUGUGUAAUGAGCAGGGGUGAAAUUCUCAACAUAAAAGUGCAAGUACUCAUAUGCACAGCCGGAUGUAAACAUUUUAAAAAUGAAGACAAUUUGAGUGCCAAUGAAUAAAUACUUUUAAAAUGUAUACAUAUCGGUACUCGGUACAUUUAUGAAUACAGAAUAAGCCUUACAGUAUUACUCAGUCAUAUACUGUAAUAUAACAUUUAAGUUAAACCUUAAAUGACAAGCAUUAAGAAAUAUUACACUACUGCUGUAGAGAGGGAGUUUUGUUUCAAAAAAUCCUAAAAAAGGGAUGAUGUUAUAAAAAAUUGUAUAAACAACUAACGAAAAUAAUUAUUAAAAAAAUAAGUCCCCUAUUUAUAUCCUCGCUCAUGACCCCUAGGUUAACGAGCGCAUCCACUCCUCCAAUCCUCGGAUGCCACACCGUUUACCGUCUGGGUCAUUGAGUUUGGAUACCGUAGCUGCGCCCCUUUCCUAAAUGACCAACUUCCACCUACCCUACGGAAUAAAUUGUCGUGCCAUUUAGUUAAGGGUACUCUGUUCCCGUUACACAGUGCCCUCACAGGUCAAGAGGGAGAUCUAACACCAAGCACCAUUCGAUCUCUGUUUACGAUCUCUGUUUUCACGUUGCACUGCUAAGGUCUUGUUGAUCAACAAAUGAGCACUGACACAAAGCGAAAUGGGCGGAGAUUAGUGACUCAUGCCAAAAUGAAAUGUGAUCAGAAUGAAAGCUCAGCCAAUCAACAUGCAGUGAUUAUACUGACGUUAAUGGUGGCCAAUAGCAGCUAACAGAAACAGAAGUAGUACAGGACACAGAAUGCAAGCAACUGAACUGUGCUGAAUGAAAGCACAUUUGAGAAAUGUUGCGCUAGUGGACUGUGAGUGGAUAGAAUGCAAAUUCAGAUUAAGCAAGUCCUGGUACCCAGUACCGGUGUCGUAGGAAAUAAGUUGACCGGGAAAUAAAUUGAUCGCGCAAGCGCAGUAAAGCAAAAGUAAGGCGGGGCAACAGUUUGAUUAAAGGGGAGGUUCACUGCAUGGCUUUUUAUUUUUAUCUGGCCGUUGUAUUUACGAGACUGUGUAUGUUGGUGCGUGUUCGUGCCACUGUCUUUUCGUAUGAACUUUAAAAUGUGUGAUCGACGUCUAAUUCUAUGUUAAACUGUUUUAAACCUCUGUCUUUUUAUGUUUCUAUAACAUCGAUGUCAAUCUGAUGUAGUUUAUGUGUGAUCGCGGAGAUUUAUUUAUAUAUUAAAUGAUUUUACACGUCAAAAUGUUGUCAAUCUUUAAUCGAAAUUAAAAUGUUUCAGUAAUAUAAUGACAUGCUGCAUCCAUAAUAUUAUUAGCAGGGCAAGUCGUAUUUUAUACAUUUUAAUAUUAGUAUAGCUGUAACCUCAUUACCUGCUGUCCAUACUGUAGUGCUUCCCAAAACAAAAACACCUCCAGAAAUGCAAAAUAACGUUAAUAUGUAACACAUUUUGCUAGUUAACGUUUGUUACACAAACAGAAAUACACAAUCAGAAAUGUACAAUCAUACAAUUCAUUUUAAAUUAUUUAUUUGCUGCUAAUAUAUAUUACAGUGAUAUUCACAUCAUCUUAUCUAGCAGCAUACUGCCGAAUAAAUCCAAUCUACUAAUUUAUAUAAAUUAUACUUACAAAAUUAAUUUUAAAUUAUUUAUUGUUCAUUAAUAUAUCCGAUCAACUUAUUUCCUGGCUGGAUCUACUUAUUUCCUAACCUAGGCUCAUUUACAUUAGAAACAAUGGAACCUCCCCUUUAAAUUCUAGAGCUUGAUCAACUUAUUUCCAGAUCAACUUAUUUCCUGGGACACCGGCAUUAAAAUAAGUCCCGGUACUGUGUACCGGCAGAAUUUCACCCCUGGUAAUAAGGAUAAAUACUAUGUGAUACGUGUUUUUAAGAGGUAUACAAUAUUACUAUAUCGAGUAUAACAUUUGUAAAUUGUGGGUCUGAAUGUAAAAAAGAAAAUGCAAUCUUUUUUUUUUUUUUGAUGUAUGUGUUUGUGGGGCAAAAAUACAGUUCACUUUUUUUUUUAUUGCUGAAUAAAUUUGA
This is a messenger RNA of Acipenser ruthenus (sterlet), 6076 nucleotides long. RefSeq names its product alpha-1,3-mannosyl-glycoprotein 4-beta-N-acetylglucosaminyltransferase B-like. Gene Ontology annotation, cellular component: Golgi stack; endoplasmic reticulum; endoplasmic reticulum-Golgi intermediate compartment. The transcript has 15 exons. The record is from RefSeq and is a predicted model, not a curated record. Gene Ontology annotation, molecular function: acetylglucosaminyltransferase activity. The coding region runs from base 214 to 1824 and encodes 536 amino acids. Gene Ontology annotation, biological process: protein N-linked glycosylation. NCBI's taxonomy places the organism in Eukaryota, Metazoa, Chordata, Actinopteri, Acipenseriformes, Acipenseridae.